This is a messenger RNA of Salvia splendens (bonfire salvia), 1698 nucleotides long. Its product is annotated as 1-aminocyclopropane-1-carboxylate synthase. The transcript is spliced from 4 exons. The coding region runs from base 74 to 1507 and encodes 477 amino acids. Gene Ontology annotation, biological process: amino acid metabolic process; biosynthetic process. The record is from RefSeq and is a predicted model, not a curated record. NCBI's taxonomy places the organism in Eukaryota, Viridiplantae, Streptophyta, Magnoliopsida, Lamiales, Lamiaceae. Gene Ontology annotation, molecular function: pyridoxal phosphate binding; transaminase activity.
UUCUCACAUUUCAAGAACUGGUUACAUAUAUCUAGCUCAUUCUUUCAUUUCUAUAAUUCUUUUUUGGAAAAUAAUGUUGGGAAGCCAAGAGUAUAUUCUGUCCAAGAUUGCUAGUAAUGAUGGUCAUGGUGAAAACUCUGCGUUUUUCGACGGCUGGAAGGCCUACGAUGCCGAUCCUUAUCAUCCAACGAAAAAUCCUAAUGGAGUUAUUCAGAUGGGCUUAGCUGAAAACCAGCUUUCAUUUGAUUUAGUGGAGGAGUGGGUGAGGAACAACCCAAUGGCAUCCAUUUGCACUCCAGAAGGGGCGAGCCAAUUUAAGGACAUAGCUAUUUUCCAAGAUUAUCAUGGCUUGCCAGAAUUCCGAAAUGCUGUUGCAAGAUUUAUGGAGAAAGUGAGGGGCGACCGAGUCCGGUUCGACCCUGACCGCAUAGUAAUGAGUGGAGGCGCGACUGGGGCUCAAGAAACGCUCACCUUCUGCCUGGCCGAUCCCGGGGAAGCCCUGUUGGUGCCCACUCCAUAUUAUCCAGCAAACGACCGUGAUCUGACGUGGCGCACGGGUGUCGAGCUCGUCCCAGUCAUCUGUGACAGCUCGAACGGCUUCAAGAUGACUCGGGACGGGCUUGAAGCCGCAUACAAAGCGGCUCUAGACUCAAACACAACCGUGAAGGGCCUACUCCUCAACAACCCAUCAAACCCGCUAGGCACCGUCCUCGACCGAGAAGCUCUAUCAAUGGCUCUGAGCUUCACCAACGACAAAAACAUCCACUUAAUCUGCGACGAGAUCUACUCCGCCACCGUCUUCGACGAGCCCGGCUUCGUCAGCAUCGCCGAGAUCCUGGCGGAGUCCCCCGACGCCAACCCCGACCUCGUCCACAUCGUCUACAGCCUCUCCAAGGACCUCGGCUUCCCGGGGUUCCGCGUCGGGAUCCUCUACUCCUAUAAUGACGCCGUCGUCUGCUGCGCCCGCAAGAUGUCGAGCUUCGGGCUCGUAUCCACGCAGACGCAGCGGAUGCUGGCGUCCAUGCUCGCGGACGAGGAAUUCGUGGGGAAAUUCCUAGCCGAGAGCGCGGCGCGCUUGGGCGCCAGGCGCGCCGCGAUGUGCCAGGGCUUGGCGCAGAUGGGCGUGGGCAGCCUGAAAGGAAGCGCCGGGCUUUACUGCUGGAUGGAUUUGAGGCGGCUGCUGAAGGCGGCGACGUUCGAAGCCGAGAUGGAGCUGUGGCGCGUGAUUGUGAAUGACGUGAGGAUCAAUGUCUCGCCCGGCGCGUCGUUCCACUGCGCCGAGCCGGGGUGGUUCAGAGUGUGCUUUGCCAACAUGGAUGAGGAGACCAUGCGCGUGGCGCUGAGUAGGAUCUCCAAGCUGGUGGUGCAGAGCAAGAGCGGCGAGGCUAGGAAACAAUGCAGGAGAAGGAGCAAGCUGGAGAUCAGCUUGUCGUUCAGGAGGUUGGAGGAGAUCAUGAUGUCACCUCACUCUCCGAUGACGUCACCGCUUGUCCGAACAAUGACUUGAUUUUAUUAAUCCUACCUAUAUUUCUUUAAUUAUUUAUUUAACUGCUGCUAUAGUAUAAGGUUUUUUUUAUCCAUUUGAUGACAUGGAGGUUGUUUGGGAUUGUAUUCACUGUGUUUGUAUUGUUUGUACUGUUUCGAUGGUAUUGAUUGCUGGGAAACUAAUGAUGAAGCAUAUAUGAAGUUUAUAUUUUA